Molecule: messenger RNA, 1413 nt
Organism: Seminavis robusta
Lineage: Eukaryota; Bacillariophyta; Bacillariophyceae; Naviculales; Naviculaceae
Source: the annotation of a GenBank genome assembly
GAUCCUUGUGGGCGAAGGAAAACUUCGUCAUGCAUGCAUGUCAACAUUGCAACGAUCCUGCGCUGGCGUAACAGCACAGCAUUGCGCAGCAAGUGGCCAAUGAUCUGACUAAACCACCGUGCCUACAAUUUUCAUCAGCCAUCUUGGUUGGAGACAAUGGCUCCAGUUGUUCCCAAAUAUCUACUACCGCUACUCCUUGCUCUUCUGCAACGGUAUCAUGUUGCUGCAUUUAUGGAACCAAUUCCGAGGGUCUCUGCUAUAGAGUCCUCCACAAAGUCCCAACUGCACGCCGCUAAGCUCGACCCAAAUAUCGAUAACUCGGAAGAAAUUCAAACUCGUCGAGGUGCCCUGACUUUGCUGGCGAGCAGCGCUCUGCUCUGGACCGGAACAGCCACCAACGCCAAUGCGUAUGAAAAAACCUUCCCCGUGGAAUUGGACACCCUGGAUGCCGAUCCUCGAACACCUCGAGAACGAGCCUUGCAACAACCGACAAAACCCAAAGCGUCACCUGCUGCCGACCCCAUUGAAUUGGGACUCGGUGCAGUGCUCUGGGGUGGAGCUCUCUGGCUCUUGACGGGAUCUCGAUCCAAUCCACUGGCCACGCCAUUGGCAAAUGUUUUGUAUUCUGCCGACAAAGAAGAAUGGUUACAAGAUCGCAAUGAAGGGCUUUUUGCAGCAUUGCCGGCACCCUUGUUGGCAUUGUUGGGGAUUGUCUUUUGCGCUCUGGGAUUGGCAAUCCACUUUGUGGCCAUUCAAUUGGCUGAUGGAUCGAUGGAUAUUAGUCUACAACUGGCAGGAGUAUUAUUAAUUGGUGGUGGUUCUUUGGAAAUUGGACGAAUUGCCAGUGGGGAAAAGAAACAGACAAGGGAUGACUUUGAUCGUGACACUCUGCUGGAACAAGACUUCCAAGAGUUUGCGGAAAAUAGAUUGAAGCUCGGUGGCAAUUGCCACCGCAGCGAGGUCGUGCAAGCAUUUCGACGGUAUCAUGCUAAGUACAGACAAGCCGACAAUCCUGAAUUUCCUUUGAAUGAUUUGGAAAUUGAACAACUGUUGCGACAAUGGAAUCAAAAGAAUGCUGGAGCCCAGACCAGUGCGGCAGGAUUCUAUACUGGCAUUCAAAUCAAUGCUGAAGCUGAUGUUUUUGUACAGCGAUAGAGCAAAAGCAUGCCAUAGAGAUGGCAACAGAGAUAGCAAAUUAGUUAGAGAAGAGGGGGAAUGAUCGAGGAAGGUUGCGCACAUUUAGCCGGCCCCAAGGACCCUCUCAACAUAUGCAAGUUUUGUGUCGCAGCCACACCCACCCGCUACGUGGCAACAAAACUAUUUCUUUUUAAAAGGAUAUCAAUAAGGAUGUCUAGUUUGAGUUUUCCUUCUAUGUGACCGUUUAUUCUAAGUUUGCUUGUGAAUCCGCUCAAA